CACCGUUAAGGGAAAGCAGCUGGAAUUGUCCGAAUGCGGUUGAUUCGUCAGUUCGACUCUACGACUGCAGAAUGUGAGAAGUAGGCCAUUACGAACAAUUGAGAGGGUGUAGCAUAAUUGUUUCUAUAUAAGUUAGUGGAAGAGCAGGAAAAUGGUGCGGAGUGGAGAUAAAGAAAGGCAUCACAGAAGACGUUCGAGGUCCCGCUCCCGCUCGCGUUCGCCCUCUCCCGAGAAAAAACGCAAGCGAUCCCGUAGUAGAGAUCGCGAUCGCGAGCGUGAGAAGUCCACCCGCCACAGGGAUCGGCGCAGUCGUUCCCGCGAACGCGACCGUGAGCCCCGAAGAGAUCGCUCCGAACGCGAUCGCGACCGCGACCGAAAGCGCGGAGACAGUAAAGAGAAACGCGUUGAAUCGUCGAAAUCCUCUCGGGGAAAAGACCGAAAGCGAUCUCGAUCUCGCGACAAGAAGGACAAAGAGAAAGUCGAUAAUGAAGACUUGCCCUUCGACCACACGAAACUGGACAAAGAGGAAGAACAGAAGCGGCUUGAACUAGAAAUGCAGAAGCGACGCGAGAGGAUCGAGAGAUGGCGCGCGGAGCGCAAGAAGAAUGAGCUUGAGGCCACGAAGAAAGACGGUAAGUCCUCCAUCCUGGCUAACCUCCAGUUGCCCAUGAAGAAGUGGUCUUUGGAGGACGACAGCGACGAAGAGACUCCCCUCCCGGUGCACCUCAAAGACCCGAAGGAUGGAGAUGAACCGAAGGAAGAAGAAGAAAUUACUGCGGUCGUCAGGCCUGAAGAAGACGAGAUUGAUCCCCUUGACGCGUUCAUGGCUGAAGUUCAAGAGGAAGUCCGCAAGGUCAAUAAAUUCGAGAAAGGUAAGUCGAACACCAAUGGCUCCGCGGGAAACCCUCAAAGCGGUGGAGUUGUCUUCGUAACGGGCGUCGCGAAGAAGAAAGUCCAGAAGCAAAAGGGAGAACUGAUAGAGCAGAAUCAGGACGGUCUUGAAUACUCAAGUGAGGAGGAGGGGGAGAACCUUCAUGAGACCGCGGCCGGAAUCGCGAACAAACAAAAACGCGAACUCGCGAAGGUGGAUCACGCCACAACGGAAUACGCGCCGUUCCGAAAGUCUUUUUACGUAGAAGUUCCGGAGAUCGCGAGAAUGACGGGGGAGGAGGUUGAGGCUUACAAGGAGGAACUCGAGGGGAUCAGGGUCAAGGGGAAGGGUUGCCCGAAGCCGAUCAAAUCUUGGGCACAAUGCGGUGUGACGAAGAAGGAAUUGGAAGUCCUUAAGAAGCUAGGCUAUGAAAAACCGACGCCUAUUCAAUGUCAAGCGAUUCCCGCUAUAAUGUCUGGCAGAGAUCUGAUCGGAAUCGCGAAAACUGGAAGUGGGAAGACCCUCGCGUUUCUGUUGCCCAUGUUCAGACAUAUUCUGGACCAGCCGCCAUUGGCGGACGGUGACGGCCCUAUCGCGUUGAUAAUGACACCGACUCGCGAACUCUGUAUGCAGAUCGGAAGGGACUCCAAGAAGUUCACAAAGUCGUUGGGUCUCAGUCAUGUCUGUGUGUACGGAGGCACCGGCAUCUCCGAACAGAUCGCGGAGCUCAAACGCGGAGCUGAAAUAAUCGUCUGCACACCGGGCAGGAUGAUCGACAUGCUUGCAGCUAACUCCGGUAGAGUUACUAAUUUACGUAGAGUCACUUACGUAGUUCUUGACGAAGCUGAUCGAAUGUUUGAUAUGGGGUUUGAGCCGCAAGUUAUGCGGAUCAUGGAAAAUGUUCGACCAGAUCGACAGACUGUCCUGUUCUCUGCGACCUUUCCUCGGCAGAUGGAAGCACUAGCUCGGAGGAUACUCACGAGACCGGUUGAGGUCCAGGUCGGGGGGAGAUCGGUCGUCUGCAAGGACGUGGAGCAACACGUGGUUGUCUUGGAAGAAGACCAGAAGUUCUACAAGUUGUUGGAGAUCUUGGGGCACUAUCAGGAUAAGGGAUCGACAAUCAUCUUUGUGGACAAGCAGGAGAACGCGGAUACGUUGUUGAAGGAUUUGAUGAAGGCUUCGUACUCCUGCAUGUCUCUUCAUGGAGGCAUUGAUCAGUGCGACAGAGAUUCAACGAUGAUUGAUUUCAAAGCUGGGCGGACGAAGAUCCUUGUGGCUACUUCGGUGGCUGCGAGAGGGUUAGACGUCAAGCAGCUGGUGCUCGUCAUCAAUUACGAUUGUCCGAAUCAUUACGAGGAUUACGUUCAUCGAUGCGGCAGGACGGGAAGAGCUGGUAACAAGGGGUAUGCUUACACCUUCAUCACGACCGAGCAGGAGCGGUACGCGGGGGAAAUCGUGAGGGCUUAUGAGCUCGCUGGUGCUCCCGUUCCAGAACCUCUGAGGAUCCUUUGGGAUAGGUACAGGGCGAAACAAGCGGCGGAGGGGAAGAAGCUCCAUACAGGCGGAGGAUUCAGUGGAAAGGGCUUCAAGUUCGAUGAGUCUGAGGCAGCUCUUGCUAAUGAGAAGAAGAAGUUCCAGAAGGCUGCGUUGGGACUUCAGGAUUCUGAUGAUGAGGAUAUCGAGAAUGAUAUUGAUCAGCAGAUUGAGAGUAUGCUGGCACCUAAGAGAACAGUGAGGGAGAUUGCGAGACCUUCUACCACUAGUGUCACUGUUCCUGGACAACCGGUGAACAGUGCCACGGAUAAGUUGGAGUUGGCGAGGAGACUUGCGUCGAAGAUCAACAUCGCGAAGAAUCUGGGGGCCGAGGCCAAGGGGGCGACCCAGCAAGCGGCUGAGGCGAUACUCAAGGGGGCUGGACCUACGAAUCUUAUCACAGCGAAGACUGUUGCCGAACAACUGGCAGCCAAACUCAACACAAAAUUGAACUACCAACCGAGGGAGGAGGACUUGGUCGAGGGUGAGGGUGAGCCUGGCGAACAAACCUUCAGGAAAUACGAGGAAGAAUUGGAGAUCAAUGACUUCCCACAACAAGCCAGGUGGCGUGUCACUAGUAAAGAAGCACUAGCCCAAAUUUCCGAAUAUUCGGAAGCAGGUCUGACAGUCAGGGGAACCUACAUCGCCACUGGCAAAGCCCCACCUGAAGGUGAACGCAAACUUUACCUCGCCAUUGAGUCCACCAGCGAACUAGCCGUUAGCAAAGCCAAAGCCGAGGUGUCUAGGCUCAUCAAAGAGGAACUCAUCAAAUUACAGUCCUCUGGGGCGCACACUGGCUCUAGGGGUCGCUACAAAGUUUUGUAAAUUACUUUUUCAUGUGUUCAGUAAAGCUAUACGAUAAAAUGAUUUUUUUUUCUUUGGACUACAACAUAUGUUGAUUAAAAUCCUUAUAAAAUAUCUUGAUGUACAUCUAAUCGUCAAUAGUUUCUCAUAUAAACACUUAAAUUAUUUAUAUUAUGUACAUUACAUGGAUGAGCGUAUUAACAUUCAGUUUUUAGUCUUCAAUCAUUGUAAAGAAAAGAUAAAUUAGUCCUUUAUAUCUUUGGCAAAUCAUUGAUAACUAUCAAGAAAGUAACUAAUUUUUAAUAAAAACUUGGUCAAUGGUU
Diachasma alloeum is the source of this 3531-nucleotide messenger RNA. RefSeq names its product probable ATP-dependent RNA helicase DDX46 (gene Prp5). The transcript is spliced from 4 exons. Gene Ontology annotation, biological process: mRNA splicing, via spliceosome. The record is from RefSeq and is a predicted model, not a curated record. Gene Ontology annotation, molecular function: RNA helicase activity; ATP binding; nucleic acid binding. Gene Ontology annotation, cellular component: nucleus. NCBI's taxonomy places the organism in Eukaryota, Metazoa, Arthropoda, Insecta, Hymenoptera, Braconidae. The coding region runs from base 152 to 3229 and encodes 1025 amino acids.